Nymphaea colorata (pocket water lily) is the source of this 2194-nucleotide messenger RNA. RefSeq names its product RING-H2 finger protein ATL13-like. The record is from RefSeq and is a predicted model, not a curated record. Lineage: Eukaryota; Viridiplantae; Streptophyta; Magnoliopsida; Nymphaeales; Nymphaeaceae. The coding region runs from base 488 to 1966 and encodes 492 amino acids. The transcript has 2 exons.
GAUUCUAGCGCAUCAUGCACAGGGAUGAGGCCACUAAUUAAUAGCGACGACCAUAUGUUGCAGUUUUCUUGGAGCUUUGCUUGGUAGUAAAAUAAGAAAGGAAAGAAUCCCGCGGUGCACAUCGAUUUGCUGAUAAUUAAAUGAGACCAUUAAAGUUGCUGCGAUCUUCGGCUUCCAUUCUGUUUGAAUUCGUGGUUUUUCCAUCUGCUGUAAGGAUGGCUGGAGAUGAGAGAGGCAUGUCUCUUUCGCAGAUCUUUUAAUACGCAUCAUCCUCAUUAUGUGUCAGUAGCGAAACCAUCAAUACUUUUUAUAUGGCCUGAACAAACAAUUGGCGUCUCUCAUCUUCCUUGAGAGAAUGGCCUGUGGAGGUGGGUCUCCAUAGCAGGAACUCAGAAUCUUGGAGGUGAGACAGUUCUCCUUUCUUCAAUAUCGGAUUCUUGUUUCUUCUCCCAUUUUUUUUGUUGAUGCUUUCUCGUAGAGGUGAAAAAUGAGUUGGGUGUGGCAUGAAAUUCAGAGAAACGAGAGUUCUUACUCUGCCCCAUCCUCACAAUUCUUACCUUCCCCUCCCCCUCCUCCUCCUCCGCCUUCUUCUCAUAGUUUGGAUGAUAGGAUUAGUCCCAGCAUCUUGCUGAUUAUAGUGAUUCUGGCUGUGAUAUUCUUCAUCUCUGGUCUUCUUCACCUUCUUGUUAGAUUUCUUAUCAGGCCCUCGCAGAGGGACCCUGAUGAUUUAGACAAUGUCAGUGUCUUACAAGGGCAGCUGCAGCAGCUCUUCCACCUCCAUGACUCGGGAGUGGACCAAUCCUUCAUCGACACUCUCCCCGUCUUCCUCUACAAAAACAUCAUCGGCGUCAAGAAUCCGUUCGAUUGCGCCGUCUGUCUCUGCGAAUUCGAAGCAGACGACAAGCUCAGACUGCUGCCCAAGUGCAGCCAUGCCUUCCACCUCGAUUGUAUCGAUACGUGGUUGCUCUCGCACUCGACCUGCCCACUGUGUAGGGGGAGUCUUCUCCCAGACUUUUCGUCGAACGCUUGUUCGCCCAUCGUUCUGGUUCUCGAAUCCGGGAGCGAAAGCUCCCGGGAAAUCGGUGACGGGGAUCUCCGCAACUCUGCUUCGGCUGCCCAGAUGAAUUCGUCGGCAGAAGAUGGGUUUGUACCGUCUUGUACGGAGAAUUCGCAAAAGUCGGUCGGGAAUCCGGCGAAGGAAGAGACAAAAGUCGUCGCCGUGAAGCUUGGGAAACUGCGAAACGUGGAUGCGGCUGUUGGUGCUGACGGAGACGCAGCCGGCGGCGGUGGUGGUGUGGUUGGUGUUAGCGGGGAAAUUAGUCUGAGAGGAGAGAGCAGCAGCAGCCUAAGAAAUGUGGAUUCAAGGAGGUGUUAUUCAAUGGGUUCCUUCGAAUAUGUUUUAGAUGAAGCAUCUCAUUUACAGGUUCCCGUUGCUUCAAUGAAAAGAAAAAGGCCUAUGAAGAAGCCACCUUUGGCUGUAACACCAGGCCACAGGCCUACCAUCUCCAUGAUUGACAUCAAGAAUUCUCAAUCCAGGAGGGAAGGAUUUAGGAUCCCAGACAGCCAUAGCGCAAGUUCGGCGGUAAUUCAGGAAGGUAAACAGGAGAGCUUUUCGAUUUCGAAAAUCUGGCUACGAACAAGGAAGGAUCGACUGUCUUCCGCAGCGGAUUCAUCGAGGAGAGCCUUCUCCUUUCGGCUGCCUGUGCAUAGAGUAGAAGACACCAAGCUGAAACCGAGCAGCAGCCAAAGGACUGUGGCGUCUGAGAUUGAAGCUGAAGGAUGGUCUAAUCAUGGCGAUUUCAGUUCAAUGCCUAGGAGUGAAUGUGGUGGGGACGAUGGCAGCUGCAGUUUCCACAGCCUGGAUUCUCAGAGCAACCCAACACCUUCAUUUGCCAGAAGGACAAUCAAUUGGAUCGUGGGGAGGCAAAAAAAGGUGAUGCAUUCUGCCCCACUACCUCCUGUUUGAAAUCAACCAUGUCUUCCAUAUUCAAUGAGAAAAAAAAUACCAUGCCCAUCUGAUCUUUGCAGAAGAAAAUUUAAUCAGAAAACCCCAAACACGGAUUUGUCAUUUUUUGUACAAUCCUUUUGUUGGUCAAUAGAGAUUGCUUUGUAAAAAGAGUUUCACUUUUUCUUUCUUUUUUAUGACCUGCUGCUUUUUGAAAUUUAAACUCUCUCUCUCUCUCUCUGGUGCUUA